CGCAUAUAGGCGUCGAGUCAUUCAUUGACCAAUCCAAUCUGCUUCCACUGCGCCAUGGCUAGCCUCCGGCGUCUCGCCGUCCUGCUCCUCAUCGUCGCCACCGCAGUGGCGGCGGCCUCCGCGACGGAGCAGUCGACGUACAUCAUCCACCUUGCGCCCGAGCACCCUGCGCUCAAGGCCACUCGCGGCGGCGGCGGGGUCCUCGGCCGCCUGAUUCCGCGCCAUCUACGCGCGCCGCGGCCGAGCCUGCUCUACUCCUACGCGCACGCGGCGACGGGGCUCGCGGCGCGUCUCACUCCCGACCAGGCGGCGCACGUCGAGGCGCAGCCCGGCGUGCUCGCCGUCCACCCCGACCAGGCGCGGCACCUGCACACCACCCACACCCCGGCGUUCCUCCACCUCAACCAGGCUUCUGGGCUCCUGCCCGCCGCCGCCUCCGGCGGCUCGUCGUCACCUGUCGUCGGGGUGCUCGACACUGGGAUCUACCCCAUCGGCCGUGGCUCCUUCUUGCCCACCGCCGGGCUCGGCCCGCCCCCCGCGUCCUUCUCCGGUGGAUGCGUCUCCACCGCCUCCUUCAACGCCUCCGCCUACUGCAACAACAAGCUCGUCGGCGCCAAGUUCUUCUACAAGGGAUACGAGGCUGCUCUUGGCCACCCCAUCGAUGAGACGGAGGAGUCCAAGUCGCCACUGGACACCGAGGGCCACGGGACUCACACCGCCUCCACCGCCGCGGGGUCGCCGGUCACCGGCGCUGGAUUCUUUGACUACGCGCGUGGCCAGGCGGUGGGCAUGUCCCCCGCCGCGCACAUCGCGGCGUACAAGAUCUGCUGGAAGUCCGGCUGCUAUGACUCCGACAUCCUCGCCGCCAUGGACGAGGCAGUCGCGGACGGCGUCGACGUCAUCUCCCUCUCUGUUGGCGCCAGCGGAUACGCCCCAAGCUUCUUCCGCGACUCCAUAGCCAUCGGCUCCUUCCAUGCCGUUAGCAAGGGGGUCGUGGUGUCUGCAUCGGCCGGCAACUCCGGCCCCGGCGAGUACACCUCAACUAACAUCGCGCCAUGGAUACUGACCGUCGGCGCGUCUACCAUCGACCGCGAAUUCCCGGCCGAUGUGGUUCUAGGCAACGGCCAGGUCUACGGUGGCGUGUCCCUGUACUCCGGGGAACCACUGAACUCCACACAGCUGCCGGUGGUGUACGCCGGGGACUGUGGCUCCCGGCUCUGCAUAAUCGGCGAGCUCGAUCCGGCGAAGGUGUCCGGCAAGAUCGUUCUUUGUGAGCGUGGGAGCAACGCCCGUGUCGCGAAAGGUGGGGCGGUGAAGGUGGCCGGCGGUGCCGGCAUGAUUCUCGUCAACACGGCGGAGAGCGGCGAGGAGCUUGUGGCUGAUUCCCACCUCGUCCCGGCGACAAUGGUGGGGGAGAAAUUCGGCGACAAGAUCAAGUACUACGUCCAGAGCGAUCCGUCGCCGACGGCGACAAUCGUGUUCCGCGGCACGGUCAUCGGGGAGUCGCCGUCCGCGCCGCGCGUCGCGGCGUUCUCGAGCCGGGGUCCCAACUACCGCGCGCCGGAAAUCCUCAAGCCAGACGUCAUCGCUCCCGGCGUCAACAUCCUCGCGGCCUGGACCGGUGAGGCUGCUCCCACCGACCUCGACAUCGACCCGAGGCGCGUGGAGUUCAACAUUAUCUCCGGGACGUCCAUGUCGUGCCCGCAUGUGAGCGGCCUCGCUGCGCUGCUCCGCCAGGCGCAGCCGGACUGGAGCCCCGCGGCGAUCAAGUCGGCGUUGAUGACCACCGCGUACAACGUGGACAACUCCGGCGCGACCAUCACGGACCUGGCUACCGGGCUCGAGUCGACGCCGUUCGUCCGUGGCGCCGGCCACGUCGACCCCAACCGCGCGCUCGACCCUGGCCUCGUGUACGACGCCGGCACCGACGACUACAUCUCCUUCCUCUGCACGCUCGGCUACUCCCCCUCCAUGAUCUCCCUCUUCACAACAGACGGCUCCGUCGCCAACUGUUCGACGAAAUUCCCCCGGACCGGCGACCUCAACUACCCCGCCUUCGCCGUCGUCCUCUCCUCCUACAAAGAUUCAGUCACCUACCACAGGGUGGUGCGCAACGUCGGCAGCAACACGAACGCAGUCUACGAAGCCAAGAUCGACAGCCCGUCCGGCGUGGAUGUUACGGUGAGCCCAAGCAAGCUGGUGUUCGACGAGAAGCAGCAGAGCCUGUCCUACGACAUCACCGUCGCCGUGUCGGGCAACCCGGUGAUCGUCGAUUCGAAGUACACCUUCGGGUCGGUCACCUGGAGCGACGGCGUGCACGACGUCACUAGCCCCAUCGCCGUGACAUGGCCGUCGAACGGCGGAGCAGCAUCCAUGUAGAGUAGUGAUGGAAAUUGAUCUGUCUGUGGUAUGGGUGGCAAUGGGGGCAGCUUGUAUAGGUCCUUUUUGGACAGAGAUCUCCACGCGUGAGACUGCAUCCUUCCCUGGUCCAGCUACCACUGGAGCUUAGUGAUCCCAUGGUUUCAUUUAUCUGAUCAUGGUUGGAUUGGUCGCCUGAUUACUUCUAUGCACCUGUGUAACUUACUCCAUCGAAUGAUGAAUAAUUUCUUAUAUCCUAAACUAGCUCCAUAUCCAGGCUAAAUAAAA
Molecule: messenger RNA, 2646 nt
Organism: Oryza brachyantha (malo sina)
Lineage: Eukaryota; Viridiplantae; Streptophyta; Magnoliopsida; Poales; Poaceae
Product: subtilisin-like protease SBT1.4
Exons: 1
Coding region: 55-2379 (774 amino acids)
Biological process (GO): proteolysis
Molecular function (GO): serine-type endopeptidase activity
Source: RefSeq, a predicted model, not a curated record